GUCGCCAAACGUGAUAGCUUAAUGGUAAAUCCGGGCAGUUUGGUUUCAUGGUUGAGCUUGAAUAAAGCCACUUAGCAAUGAUAUUUUCUAACAGAUUUGUGGGCUCUCAUGUGUGGAUUUCAUCUUUAAAUGCUGGAGAUUUUAUUUCAGUCACAACCGCACAAACAAUAGCUAACAAUGCAGAUGAACCUGUGAGUUGGCUCCUUUGCUGAGAUGGAGCCCCAUGAAAAGCAAACGUAGUGCAACAAGGUUAACGGGAUUAACUUUGCUAAUGCUGCAGAUGGCAUGGCUAAUGCGCGAUGCCUUGUAAAAAAAAAUAAAAUCGAUACAUCCACAUUAAGGUCGUCCUCUACUAUUACACCAAUGUGGCCCUAAGGUGCACUACUGGUUUUGUUCCUCAAGUCUUCUGCGAGAAACUGGACAGUAACCGUCAGUUGCCAUGCGUAUCAGUCUCUGCCAGGGCCUGUUAACCGCCGCCAUCGUCCUCAACCUCCUCAUUCUCUACUAUGUGUCCCGGGCCCAGCAGCAAAUGUUGGAGAAGAGGAAGGACUUCGGCCGGGGCACGAGGAGGGCCGCCCUGCCAGCCUCUGGUCUGGGUGGAGGCCUCGGGGCGCUGGUCGGAGCCGGAGGCGAGCCCGGAGCGGUCGGAGGUGAAGGACACGGUCGCGGCCAACGUGUGACUGUUCUUCUUCGGGAGUUUGAAAACUUUGAGAAUUAUGUCGGGGACGUGGCGAACUCCUUCCUCCACCAGAGACCCGAGCUUCCCUUCUUGGCCGUGGCCGACACGUACCCGUACCCGCCCCUGGUGCUUCCAGAGGGGGCUCGCCUUCUGGUGCUCUCCCCCAGCCCAGACCAGCCGCCUCAAGCUCACAGGCCGGAGUUCCACGUCCAGACGGAGUUUGUGCUGCUGGUGCCUGACGGGGUGGAGCUGGAACAACCUCGCGCCAUCGAGAGGCUGAUCAGGGAGCUGGAAGGAGAGGGUGGAGGUCCUGUGAGGCUGGUAGCUGCACCAGUGCUGGCAAGAUCUGCUGUACACUGUCUGCACCUGCGGGUGAACCUCCGAGAGUGGACCGCCACCUACUCCCCAGCAGCGUCUGGCAGCAGUGGGAGUGUGUGUACGGCUUUACAAGGAGAUGCGAUCGUCCUCAUUCGCACUGAGGACCUUUUUAACCUCUCGGUCCCUCUGGGGCGGCCCCUCUUCUCCUCGCUCUUCGUCCAGACUGCCUUGCGAGGCUGGAAGGUGAAGCUCCUGGAGAGUCCCUGUUUCGCCGCAAACCACCGGCCCCUCUUCAGCUCCGCCCACAACCAGUGGAAGGCCGACACCCGACUGAAGGAGGCCACCGGGAAGCUCAUGAGGAGCUUCGGUCUGAAGCGCCUCCUGCUGCCCGACGGGAAGGAGCAGUGGUUCGGCUGCAGUAAAGAGACGCCUCGCUGCUUCGGCACCGUGCAGGAGGACACCCCAGACUACCUUUACCUGGACCGCUGGACGCCUCCCUGCUGUCUGAGAGCUCUCAGGGAAACCACCAAGUAUGUCAUCAACAUCCUGGAGAACUCGCCUGUACGCUACUGGCUGGAGGGAGGGACUCUGCUGGGCGCCGCCCGCCAUCAGGACAUCAUCCCGUGGGAUUAUGAUGUGGACCUGGGCAUCUACUUGGAGGAUGUACCCAACUGUAGUCAGCUGAGGGACCUGGACUCAGGCUCUCUGGUGGAUGGUAAUGGUUAUGUGUGGGAGCGUGCAGUGGAAGGAGACUUCUACCGGGUCCAGUACAGCGAGGCUAAUCACCUGCAUGUUGACCUGUGGCCGUUCACGUCACGCGAUGGUGUCAUGACUAAAGCCACAUGGACCGAGCACAAACAAGACGUGGAGUUCCCAGAACACUUCCUGCAGCCGCUGGUCCCCAUGUCGUUUGCCGGCAUCACGGCCUACGGCCCAAACAACCACCGAGCCUUCUUAGAGCUCAAGUUUGGAGAGGGAGUGAUUGAGAACCCACAGUAUCCCAACCCUACGAAGAAGAGGCUAGACAGAAGCAGACUAUGAGAGACGAUAGAGACUCCAGAACCCUUUUUAAUGUCGUAGUGUAUUUGUUUACAGACGAUGUUUGCCUCAGUUUGUUUUAAACGGCCUAAAAGAUGAAGCCUGGAAACUGAAAUGGUGCCAAAACGACUGCAUUUGAUUUUAUCACAGCCGGGGCUGCUGUUUGUGUGUUAUUUUCAUUAUCAAUUAAUAUGUUGAUUAUUUUCCUAAUUGAUUGGAUUAAUCAUUUGGUCUAUAAAAUGUCAGAAAUUAGUGAAAAAUGUCCAUCCCAGUUUCUCAAAGUGGUGUCUUUAAUUGUCUUGUUUUUCAGUCAGAAACCUAAAUAUAUUCAGUUUAAUGAUUUUUAAAAAAGAGAAAAGCAAGAAAACUCCAUAUUUGAGAGGCCGAAUUAAGCAAUUUUGCGUUAAAACAUUACCAUAACAAUGUGUUAAAAUAGUUAGCAGUUAUUCCUCUGUUGAUUGACUAAUCAAUUAGUCAACAAGUUCUAACCACAACUAUAUCACGCCUGGUCAAAUGUUCUCUAUUAUCAGUAUUUAGAUGUAAAGACUCAACACU
Centropristis striata (black sea bass) is the source of this 2590-nucleotide messenger RNA. It is a transcript of the gene fkrp, whose product is annotated as fukutin related protein. The record is from RefSeq and is a predicted model, not a curated record. Gene Ontology annotation, biological process: protein O-linked glycosylation via mannose. Lineage: Eukaryota; Metazoa; Chordata; Actinopteri; Perciformes; Serranidae. The transcript is spliced from 2 exons. The coding region runs from base 440 to 2038 and encodes 532 amino acids. Gene Ontology annotation, cellular component: Golgi apparatus.